AUAGCUUAAAUGUACUGUAAGCUGCUUGUGUAAAGGCGUCUGCUUAAUGCAUAUAUGCAAGUACAUUCUGAUUAGUGCGGAAGUCGGUGAGCUUUGAAGGAGGCGCCGGAAUUACGGUGAUUUGCGUCACCAAAAGCCCGUCUGCCCCCAGCGCGAGCGCAGCGAUGUGAGACUCAGCUCUACUCGACUCUGACUCGCGGGCUGCUUCUGGGUCUCGUGAGCGGCUCUGCUGGAUAAUGCACAUCUAAAGCGUGGUUGAUGUUUGUGUCAGACGGCCAUGUACAGCUCGUCGUUGAUCGCGCGAGGAGUUUUGCUGUGUGUGGUGUUUGAAUGCUCGCUCUCUGUGCGGGACAGUCUCCGAGUCAGACAGGAAAGGAGUGAUGCUGAGCGCCGGCUGCCUGCGCUGAGACUCUCCACGCUGCACUUGCAGGACCUGUGUGUCCGUGUGCGGCUCUCUGUCCGACCUCUGUUGGCAAAUGAAACCCUGAAGAUUGAGUCGAGCGACUCUGAAACGGGUGACUCCGACACGCUGCUCAUGUGGAUCCAGAGCAACACUGUUAGGUGGAUCAGCCGUAGUAGUGGUCAGCCUCACACAGCUAAAAUCCAGAUGCAUGAUCUGACAUCCCAUCAGGCCUUUUGGACAGUGCGGUAUGACUGUUUCCCAGCCCAGCCUGGAUCCACCGUCAGCGUGUCUGUUCACAUUCACAGUCAUGAGCUCAUCAGUGCAUAUUAUGUCGUAGAGCACACAGAUCCAGUGCCCAAAGCCAGUGUUACUGUGGAUGAGCAUGCUAAACGCUUCACUGUACGAAUGCAAACAGACCAAAGAGUGAGGAUGAGCCUGUGCUAUAAACACUCACAUGCAGAAUGUUCUGAAAUAAUCCAUUUACAUGAGACUGACUCGACCGUUAAUCUGAGCUUCCCUUACCUGGUACCUUGUGUCUGUGUGCAGCUGUGGUUUCCAGGCUCUGAUUCCAGAAGAAACACUCAGUGUCCCUUAAAAGAGAGAGCGCUGCCACGUGGAGAUGAUAUCUUGUCCUCGAGCUCUGCUACAGUUCGUGGCUCUGUUCUGCGUUGGGAGCCUCUCUGCCCCGCUGACCAAUCAGAUCCCUCUGCCUCUGUGUGCUGGCGAAUCCACACGCAGAACUCUUACUGUGUCCCCGCCCCCAACGCCAGCCUCCAUGGGACGAAACUGCAAUAUAACGUGUCUGCUGUAGAUAGACACCCUCAGAUGUGUGUGAAGUUUUCUCUAAAUGGCAGUCGUCGAGUGUUCUGUCCGUUCGAGUCAGAGGGCCGCUCCGAGUGGAGCGUGAUGGUCGUUCCUGGAUCCCUGCACCUGCACCUGCACCUGAGGUCCAGCGUCGCUGCGUCGUUUGCUGCUCAGCUGUGCGCCAGACGGGGAGAGACGUGUUCAUCUCAAGGAAGCAUCGUCUCACAGCGGGUGGAUGAGGACGCCACUGAGGCUGAGCUGAGCGUGCCCUUCCCCUUCCUCUCAUCUGGACUGUGUGUGCAGGUGUGGCGCUUGGAUCUCCGUGGAAGACGAAUCAUUUGCCCUGACUUCACACACAGGCGAUGGGGUCUCAUCACUGGCACUGCAUUGGCUCUUCUGGCUGCGGUGACCGUACUGGUCUGCAUCACGUGCUACCUGGUCAAAGGAAUCACAUCAGUGUGGCGGAGCGCUGAAAGACGUCCCGUGCUGCUGGUGUGCUCGUCUGAUCAUGCCGCGCACAUCGCUGCCGUCUGCAGUCUAGCCUCCGGCCUGCAGGGGGAGCUCUUCGUGGACGUGAGGCUGGCGCAGUGGGCAUCCUCUCUGGCUCAGCUGGGACCCGUGCCGUGGCUGUACGGACAGUGUCAGGCGGUGCAGAAGGUGGGCGGUCUCGUCCUGAUCGCCUGGAGCCCUGACGCCCUUCAGGCUUUUCUGAGACGGACGAAGAGCGAUAGGGUCGUUGGAUCGGAGUUCUCUGAGACUGGUCUUUAUAGUGCUGUUGCAGAGGAAGAGCAGAAGAGCUGUGAUGGAGAAUGGAUGGAGAAGCCAGUGGAGUCGUCUUCUAUCACGGCUCCUGUGUUCAACGCCGCCCUCUCCUGUCUGUGGACGGGAUUACACAGCGAUGGCCACGCCAGGGGGUUUGGACUGGUGUGCUUCCAGGGCCUUAACAACAACAACAGCAGCAGCACUUACAUCCCAAAACAGCUCCGCUGUGUCCCAAAGUACUGUCUCCCGAAGGACCUGUCCUCUUUAAUACACGACCUGGGAGAGCCCACAAGAGCCCACGGGAGUGGCCGAUGUUGGCCACGUCUUCUGUCCAAAACGCUGUCGUUCUUCAUGUCGCGUCAGCUCGUGCCCAGACUAGAGGCAGGACUCCCUGGGCCGGGUUUUCCCAAGAGCUCACGGAAAUUAGUGCGCGGUACAAAGUGGAAGACGUGGAGGCAGAAAAAGCGGCGAAGUAAAGUGGUAUCUGGGUGUUUGUCCAGAAAGGAAUGCUCAAAGAAACAUACUGCGCCAGAGCUACUAGGAGCUGCACACACGUCACUGAAAUCAUAGCAGGGUGAAGCGGCUUCUCUCUCUGACUGAACUCACUCUGUCGUCUUGUUCUUUGCAUGCACCGGUACACAGAGGGAAGGAGAAAGCCAAUUCAGAGGCAUCAGAGCAGAGGUGAGUCCAGCUUUACAGUCUGUCCAGCAGGGGGCAGAAACAUCAAACUGUUGCCUUCAAGUCUUCCUGUGAGGUUCCUGGUAAACCACUGGCUCUGGACGAUUCUAGACGAUGCUUGAAACUUCGUAUUGUUAGCACUUCUCAUGUCAUUGCCUGCUUAAGAUGAAUCACUUGUUGUAUUGAUAUACCAGACACUUUUAUCCAAAGCGACUUAAAAAGAAUGAAAUGAACUCCCAGCAAAGACUCUGGUUUGCAUGGCUUCUGCUCUGGUUUUUCUAAAAAUGAAACGCACCCAACCUGGAAAGUCUGGACUCAAAGGAAACCUACUGGUAACUGUGACAUUAUGGUGCUGUUCACAUAUGAUCAUUCUGACAGCUGAAGGCAGCAAUAAAUAUCCAGUAAGCAUUCCCUCGAGGGAAGAACCAGUGCUGGCUGAAGACAUUCUCCAGAAGAAGAAGAAUUCAUGAAAACAUUGUAUUUUUGUAUAAAGACCUGCUUCAGAGGACUUGUAUUUGUAUUGUACCACUGAACGUCAACACCUUGGAACAAAUGUUAACCAGAAUCAGCAAUUCUGUGUUGUAAAUAAAUGCAUCAAACAU
This is a messenger RNA of Sinocyclocheilus grahami, 3249 nucleotides long. It is a transcript of the gene il17re, whose product is annotated as interleukin-17 receptor C. Bases 278 to 2539 code for a protein of 753 amino acids. Lineage: Eukaryota; Metazoa; Chordata; Actinopteri; Cypriniformes; Cyprinidae. The transcript is spliced from 17 exons. The record is from RefSeq and is a predicted model, not a curated record. Gene Ontology annotation, molecular function: interleukin-17 receptor activity.